Molecule: messenger RNA, 1582 nt
Organism: Chlamydomonas reinhardtii
Lineage: Eukaryota; Viridiplantae; Chlorophyta; Chlorophyceae; Chlamydomonadales; Chlamydomonadaceae
Exons: 2
Coding region: 191-514 (107 amino acids)
Source: RefSeq, a predicted model, not a curated record
CUUCUCAUUUGCGGUAUGCCUUCGCCCACCAUGUUGCCAGUUCACUUCCAGCUAGUGCACUCAAAUGCCUUGGCUUUCAACACUCAGCUUUGAUGCCACCAUACCACCAUAUCAGACCCGCGCUCGCCACCAAGCCCAAAACCAUUGCCACCACUGUAAACACCAGUUAUGUCAUGCUUUGUAAACUCGUAUGAAGGCUCGCAGCACGCACGCGGGGCCGCCCGUGCGCACCUCUUCUCCUCUCCUCAAGCGCUGUCUGCGGAGUGGGAGUGGGAGGCGCGGCGGCGGGAGCCUGGGCAGGAUCGGCGAGGCCGGCCACCGUCGCCGGCUCGGCCACAUCAUCACCGUAUCACUGUCGCCGUGCACGGUGGUGGUGAUGGUUGCGGAUGCCCAGCUGCAGCGCCGCCGCCACGUGUCGUAUCAGCACGUGAAGAGUGCGCCGGCGGUGGUGGUGGCGCGGUGGCAAUGUUUGGAUACCGUAUGUGGGGUGGGGGUGGAGCACACGCAGCAGUAGUGUGGAAUGAAUGGUGGGGCAGGGCGCAACCGCAUGGGAGUGCGCUAGUGAGCCGCUGGUUCUCAAUGCAUGCAUGCCGCGGCGCUGCUUAGAACAUCAUGCGUCCAUUUGCCCAGCCGGACAACCUAUGACCCCGUCCGUACGUAUGUCCCAAGUAACGGUCUGGGGACGGACCUGUUGUGGACAUGACGACCCGCGGCGGCAGUCAGGGUUGCAGGCGUGUGUAGACAGGCUCUUGUUUCUCAGCAGCGGCCAGAACACCGCGCGCCUGGGGCCUGUGCGUGGGAAGAUGCUGGGGGCGGCAGCAGGUGAGUGAAGGGCGGGGUGGAAACGUGCUAGUGUAAUAGUGGAGCACACCAGUCGUCACAGCAGGCACGCAGACACGCAUGCAUGGGCGGGCAUUGCACCAGCCGGUGCCACUUCUGGACUUCGGCGGCAUGAUAACAACUCGCGUGACCCUGCCGCUCGUCUUUAUUUUCAACUGGGGGUAGCCAGCGAGCGCGCGUGCGAGCGAGCGAGCGAGCGAGCGUGCGUGCGUGCGUGAGCGUGAGCGUGAGCGUGAGCGUGAGCGUGAGCGUGAGCGUGAGCGUGAGCGUGAGCGUGAGCGUGAGCGUGAGCGUGAGCGUGAGCGUGAGCGUGAGCGUGAGCGUGAGCGUGAGCGUGAGCGUGAGCGUGAGCGUGAGCGUGAGCGUGAGCGUGAGCGUGAGCGUGAGCGUGAGCGUGAGCGUGAGCGUGAGCGUGAGCGUGAGCGUGAGCGUGAGCGUGAGCGUGAGCGUGAGCGUGAGCGUGAGCGUGAGCGUGAGCGUGAGCGUGAGCGUGAGCGUGAGCGUGAGCGUGAGCGUGAGCGUGAGCGUGAGCGUGAGCGUGAGCGUGAGCGUGAGCGUGAGCGUGAGCGUGAGCGUGAGCGUGAGCGUGAGCGUGAGCGUGAGCGUGAGCGUGUGCGUGAGCGUGAGCGUGAGCGUGUGCGUGAGCGUGAGCGUGUGCGUGUGCGUGUGCGUGUGCGUGUGCGUGUGCGUGUGCGGCGUUGGCGCCCACGGCAACAGCAACAAUAAUGGGUGGUGGCGCCAG